This is a messenger RNA of Scedosporium apiospermum, 1869 nucleotides long. RefSeq lists its product as uncharacterized. The coding region runs from base 1 to 1869 and encodes 622 amino acids. The transcript is spliced from 2 exons. The record is from RefSeq and is a predicted model, not a curated record. Gene Ontology annotation, biological process: endoplasmic reticulum unfolded protein response; regulation of transcription by RNA polymerase II; phospholipid biosynthetic process. Gene Ontology annotation, cellular component: endoplasmic reticulum; nucleus. Gene Ontology annotation, molecular function: transcription corepressor activity. Lineage: Eukaryota; Fungi; Ascomycota; Sordariomycetes; Microascales; Microascaceae.
AUGCUCCCUCGAACCCUCGAGCCCCGGAGCCACUCCGCCGACUCACCAGAGCCAUGGACAAAUCCCAUCAACUCCCACACCCACACCCAUAAUACUGGUUAUCACAUUUCCCAGCAGGGACCCCUCCAAUCCCACGAUCCUGCGUUGCUCAAGUUUCCGGAUGUCCCUACCACCGAGCUCCCGCCGAUCCAGUCGCCCUCCCCCGCGAACCGGCAGGAAGGCGGCAACACCCUGCCCUCUCUGUCGAGCGUAACCGGAGAAUACCGCCGCGCCUCGUCGCAGGUAACAGACUGCUCGACUAACCGUCAAACCUCUGUGGGCCCUCAGCCAUGGUCGGCGUUAAGCCCCCUCUCCAACCAUUAUUCACGGCUCGCCGACUCCCCUGCCCGGAUGGAUAUCGACGGAAGCAGCAACAGUGUAGUUAGCGCAGCUUCCCCAGACUAUUUCCGUGAUGGCAGGGCGAGUAGUGUGAGCCUAGAUGACCCCGACGUCCGUCUAGCCGCAGAGGCUCUGGGCGAUUUGCGCGCAGAUUUCUUAUCUUCUCCUCCGAACUCGCACGCGUCUCUCCCUAUGCAGUCUCCAUCCCACAGCUCGACAUCCUCGCAGGCUCGUGCGCAGCAACACAACGCCCAACCGGAGCCCUUGUUAUCACUUCUUACUACAUCCCACCCUUUGCUUGCGACAACCAUCGGCGGUGCUGCAUCGGCUUAUAAUAGCUCGAAGAACUACUCACCGCGUUUCAAAUCUGGCGCGGAGUACGUCGAGGGCUACCUGACCCCGAUCGCAAAUACCGUGGGUUCGGUCGGCCGCGUUACGGGCGUGGAGGGUUCCGUGCGAUGGUUUCUUGGCCGCAAGAAGUCGCAAAGACCUGACGUCGAGUCGGGAGCUACUAUCUCCCACAAGCGACGGAAAGUAGCAGAACACACGAGCAGGAAUCUACCCAUAGACUCUGAUGAAAAGAAUGAGAAAGCAUUGGAAGCCUACGGCUUCAAAGCUGAUCGUCGAUUAUCGCAAGCGAGCACGAUCGACACUCUCCCGGCCUACGAGAGCUACGAGAAGUCACCCGCGUACACCGAGACCGCUGAAGACGCCGGGACCAAGCGCGAUUCGGCAAAUGCGCCAUGGCAAUCGCGGUUGAUUAUGUCUACAUCCGGACUAAGUAUAGCAAUGAGGGAGGAAAGCUUGCGCAGCUUGAAAUAUUGCCUGACCUGGCUGAGAUGGGCCAAUGAUCAUAUUGCCAAGGUUAUCAGCUCGUUGAAAGCUGCCUUGGAGCAGUAUGAACAGGUGGAGCAAACCGAGAGUGACUCUGCAUCUAGAAAUGGCUCGGAGAAGACGGCUGCGACGGAUGCCCAGGCCAACCGUAGACAGCUAGCCGCCCGAAUAGCCUCGCUUCGGGACGAUGUCCUGAAGACGCUUCGAGACGUUGUUGAGACCAUUUCCAAAUAUACAGGAGGAGCGCUGCCGGAGAAUGCCAGGGUUCUUGUCCGACGUCAUCUGACUAGCUUGCCCCGGAAGUGGCAGCUGGCCAUGGCUAUGGACUCUCAGCAGCACCAACAACAGCAGCAGCAACGACAGGAGCAGGGGCAGCAAUCAGCAGAUGGCGAAGACGGCGGCAGGCCUCGCGAGAAGAAUGUCAAGGAAGGUGCACAGCGGGUCCUCGUCCUGGCCAAGGAGGGUCUCGACAUGAUGGCCCAGAUUAGUGAUGUGCUGGAUGGUACCAUCGUCAGCGCUGAGGAAUGGUGCGAACGAUUAGGGAAGAAGAGAAGAAGAGAGGGUAGGGAUGGCUCUGAUCCCCAAAUCCAGAUGAAGACCGAGGCCCCACCACGAGGUCCUCCCCCGGGCCCCGACGGCGAUGUCAACAUGUCUUGA